CCUCCCGCUGGAGGCUCUACCCAUCUAUCGUUCCACUCUCUUCUGCCCUAAACCCAAAGCCCUACAUUCCAAGCUCACCCUCAAUCCCUGCAAAUCUCACCUCCAAUCCGAGCGCGGGCUUCAGUUCGAUGUCGGCGACACCUUUUUCCGUCGCGAGAGCGCCACCGGUCGUGACCUCGGCGUGCUCUCCGCAGCCCUUCGACGGAAUUCAGAGGGCAGCCUCAGAGUUUUGGACGCCAUGUGUGGGUGUGGAAUUCGAUCCCUCCGGUACUUGGAGGAAGCAAAUGCAGAUUUCGUGCUCGCGAAUGACGCGAAUGACUGCAUCCGGGGGAUAAUUUUGGGGAACCUCUCGCGGGUUUCUAGAGAUUCCGGUGAAAGAUGGGAUGUGACGCAUUCAGACGCGACUAGGGUCUUGACAGAGUGUUACUUAAAAAGAGAUUAUUUCGAUUUCAUCGAUGUUGAUUCAUUCGGGAGCGAUUCCAGCUAUCUGCGAGCUGCAGUUGGGGCUGUUAAAUUCGGCGGCAUGUUGUAUGUUACUAGCACGGAUGGUUACUCUUCCGGGGGUAACCGUCCUCGUCGUUGUUUGGCUGCCUAUGGAGCAUAUGUUCAACGAAUGCCAUACUCAAAUGAGAUUGGGUUGCGAAUGUUAAUAGGUGGAGUGAUUAGAGAGGCUUUGACUGCUGGUCAUCACGUUGUUCCCCUUUUCUCAUACUACUCCUACCAUGGACCGGUCUUCCGAGUGCUCUUAAAGAUCAACAAUGGGCUGCCUUCUGAUCAAAGGCAUUAUGGCUUCGUGAGCUACUGUAGUCAGUGUGGUGAUUCAAGAGCAUUCCCCUGGGAAGAACUUGGGAAAGUCAGCUGUUCAUGCUUAGCAAAUGUUCAGGAACAUUCUCCUGCUGUUUCAGGACCAGUAUGGACAGGGCCUCUCCACAAAGAAUCACAUCUUAGAGAAAUGUUAAACUUAGCCAACAAAUGGGGAUGGAUAGGCAAUGGCACAGGAAGAGAUCUUGAAAAGUUGUUAAAUCAGAUGAUUGAUGAGUGUGGCCCCAAUCUGCCAGUUGGUUACAUAAAAGUGGAUGAGAUAGCAAGUCGAGCAAAAGUGAAUUCCCCUCCCCUCAAUUCAAUACUGACUUCCCUGCAAAAGGAAGGGUAUGCUGCUAGUAGAUCGCAUAUUGCUUCCAAUGCAAUCAAGACAAAUUGUCGCAUGGGCGAAUGUGUACGAAUUGUGAAGGAACUACAACAGCUUGGAUAAAGAGCAGGUAAUUUAGGGCUUGUCACGCAUUUUCUGUUUGGAUGUUUCUGGAGCAAUAUACACACACAAUGAACAACAUCCGCAUCCUAAAGGUUGCUUGGAGGGAUCCUUUUCAGUGUGUGGUUGGAUUAUAAAGGGAUGAUGUUAAAUCUCAAAUACUUGGAUAAUGGUAGAAAACUAGUAACCAUAACUGGUUCCUUGCAUUGAAAUGUAACACCACAAUUUUUGUAUUAUGAGUCGAUCCAGUUGAAUUGCGCUGACCCGAGCUCGGGCAUGUUAAUCAAUUCUACAAAUGUAUGUGUUGACACUCCAAUAAUCUGAUGUAAUUGUUUAAUUUGAUAGUACGUAAUUAUUUUGAAUGGUGUUUGAUAUCAAUUUAAUGGUACUAGAACUGCAAUCUAG
Messenger RNA from Cuscuta epithymum, 1654 nucleotides. The record is from the annotation of a GenBank genome assembly. NCBI's taxonomy places the organism in Eukaryota, Viridiplantae, Streptophyta, Magnoliopsida, Solanales, Convolvulaceae.